Molecule: messenger RNA, 180 nt
Organism: Heterostelium album PN500
Lineage: Eukaryota; Evosea; Eumycetozoa; Acytosteliales; Acytosteliaceae
Exons: 2
Coding region: 1-180 (59 amino acids)
Source: RefSeq, a predicted model, not a curated record
AUGUCAAACAAGAAUUUAGUAUCACAUUUUGAAAAGGAAAUUCAAAAGGCAAAUGAGCCAGCAGGUGCCAAAGAAAGAGUAUGGACACCAAAGAAAGAUGACGACUACUCAAAACAAACCGGUUUAAAAGUUGGCAAAGGUACUCCACCACCAAAGAAAUCAAUCAGUCAAUUACCAUAG